Messenger RNA from Histoplasma capsulatum G186AR, 699 nucleotides. RefSeq lists its product as uncharacterized. The record is from RefSeq and is a predicted model, not a curated record. The transcript is spliced from 5 exons. The coding region runs from base 1 to 699 and encodes 232 amino acids. Lineage: Eukaryota; Fungi; Ascomycota; Eurotiomycetes; Onygenales; Ajellomycetaceae.
AUGGACUCCAGUUUCCGGUCAUGUAUACGAGAAAGCGAAGCGCUUCGCUCAACAAGAUUUCGUGAUGACAUCCCCGACGCUCCCGACUGGACACGUAAUACGAAGUAUUCGCUGCGGGAGCUAACAUCCGUAGCAUACAUUGUAACAGUUCCAAGGCCUGAAUCAAGAGAAUCCCCUCGCGGAAACGCCCCAAUGAAUGUGCAAGUGCAGAAUAGACGACAAGAAGUCCUAGACACUUGUUUGAGUCGACGAUUGCUCAGCGUGCGCUUCCCUGCCAUUCUUGAAACAACUGGAGUGGAUGAGAAAGCAGGAAGGGGAGAACUGAGGAUCACUAAGAUAUCGAACGAAGGCCAUGCGAUGCGUUUCGGCUACUUACCUGUAGAAACAAAGGCAGAGGCGAUAACCGAUUUCAGUAAAGGAUUCCAACCAUGCUAUGACUUGGGAAUGAUGGCGGGAGAUACCACAGUUGCUUUUUUCGGCUCUAAAGUGGGGAGCGAAAGUGAAUGGGAAGGUUUGAAGCCGACUAGCCAACUCAUCAUCCCCAUAACUACCCACUACACCCAAGAUAACCAGGGGUUGACUUGCGAUACGGGCAUCUCUGCACAUAUGUCCAGUGUUGGGAUAAGAAACAAUGGCAAGGGAUCCUUUGAUCCGUUUCCCUUGAAUUUGUUUGAACUCAAAUGUCGAUCGUUACAAUGA